Molecule: messenger RNA, 4932 nt
Organism: Spizellomyces punctatus DAOM BR117
Lineage: Eukaryota; Fungi; Chytridiomycota; Chytridiomycetes; Spizellomycetales; Spizellomycetaceae
Exons: 17
Coding region: 1832-4882 (1016 amino acids)
Biological process (GO): cyclic nucleotide biosynthetic process; intracellular signal transduction; adenylate cyclase-activating G protein-coupled receptor signaling pathway
Molecular function (GO): adenylate cyclase activity
Source: RefSeq, a predicted model, not a curated record
CCGCCACAGUUGCAAAAUGCCGGUUGAUCCACAGUUUAUUUUUCCUAAAGCACUUGAUUUGAUGCAAGUAAUGUCCUCCAAAAAGCUAAUACAGCUUCGCCUAUACUAGUCGUGAUGCUUUCAACGGUAGUAGACCACGCGGUGGCCAAGAGGUUCCGCUUGAUCUUUGGUAUUCUUUACCAUGGUUGCAGGAUUUCUUGAGCACGGCAAUAAACGCAUCGCCCUGGUUGCAUUAAGAGACUCGCUCUCUAAAUGCUUAUGCAAUGUCCACUUUAGCACAACACAAAGUGACCAAAGGCUCCGCUGUUUCACCCAUCUUCUACCAUGGUGGCCGAGCCGUGCAGAAAGACCAUGUCUCCCACGCUUCCAAUGGUUGGUCAUUCUUGCUGUUAUUUAUUACCCUCUGCGUUCUUUUCGCGCCAGUUCUUGAAGGAUAUCUUGUCGUGGACCCAGCUCGUGGUUUUGUCUGGUGCCGCGGCACUCCCUUGCUUGCGCGAGGCUAAUGACCGAGAGGGUGCGGCCGACUCGGUCCGCAUUGUAUUUGUGAGCAGAGCUGUAUUCAGCAGGGUCAGGUUUCUAAUCCCAACUUAAACCUAACUAUAUAUGACUCGAUUUGUAAAGGACCUCCGGAGUAUAUUUUUAGGGUUCUGGUUCUAGGUAUUGAGGGUAUAUCCUCGAAUUUGAUAGGCAGCUGAGCACAUCCAAUGGCUCCCGUCACGCAAUCGCGGAUGUGAGGCAGGCACCCUCCGUCCACUAGGUACGCAAGGUUUGAGUUUUGCCUGCCUUGAAAUGAGAUAUCGGCACCGGUUAAGAGCAUGGUGGGAACGAUUAGUGUACGAGUUGACAACAACAGAUACGAUCCAACAUGUCCCACGUCAGCGUACUGGACAUUCACCAGCUGCGAGUGCAAAGGGGAAUUUGAACGCCAUUCCAGGUGCAGCAAAACCGAAGGACAAUAUCCCUAAAAUCCGAAUCAAAGCUUCGCAAGUUUCACCCGUAGAUGUCAAUGACGAUUCCUCGGCCAAAAGCGUCGAGCAAGGCAGCAACGCCGAUGCUAACCUUACUGAUGCCAACGUCACCUUCCUCGAUGUCACAUCCCUGGAAAGUGAUCGUUCGCUUCUACGACGUUAUAUGAACCCUUUUACCCUUCACUUCCAUCAUACACGUACUGAAGAGCACUACUUCCGCACACAACUUCUUCCCAACCGAGUUCUUCACCUCCGAUUACUGGCGUUCCUUCAACUGUUGCAAUACACGGGUAUCAUGUUUCCGACCUAUCGAACCGAGUACGCGAAAUUUGAACGGAAUGGCCAACGAUUUACGAGAGGAUUCAUACUGUUGUGGGUUAUUUACACCCUGAGUUGGAUGUUCAUUUUAUUUGCGACAGUGUGGAAGAGAGGGAAAGUUUACAUCUGGCUGUCUUUGAGAUCAAAGACUUGGCGUAUUGCAUUGACUGCACUGGAGACGUUUGCCGUAUGCGCCGGGGCUGCCUGGGACUUUUACCUUGCACCAGAUGCUGCGGAUCCAGUUGGGCCGGUGUCAACAAUAUCAAUUUUAUAUUUCACCAUAUCGAGCGGAUUUGCAGCGACAUAUCUGCAAGGAGUGGCUGGUCUGUUUGCGGUCAGCAUACUGUGCACUGUGAAGCUAGCUUUUGUAGCGCUUGCUCACGGUGCCUACCCGGCUGUAAUCUAUGCCGUACCCUUUCUAAUAACUGCCAUAGUGUCCUAUGGCCUAGUUGUUGCCGGAGAUCGAAAGCGUCGAAUAGGGCGGCCUCCUUCUCUCCCUUUCCAGAUACAUCAAAUGCCAGGUUGUAGAAGACCGUCUUGCGCAGAUGAGGCUUGAGCGCAUGAAGACAGACUACCUUCUCUCCUUAUCACUUCCGAAGUCAAUUGUGGCCAAACUACGAGAGUCUGGAAUAGGAAGAUCUGAUCUGAUCGCAGAGAGAUUCCCUCAAGCUUCCGUCAUGUUUUGUGAUCUCAAGAACUUCAAAGAAGUAGCAUCCACAUUAGGGUCCACAAAAGACGCUUUGGCUCUUCUUAACGGGAUCUUCCAACAUGUGGACGAGGCGAUUGAAGAUUAUAGCGACGUGACCAAGAUAAAAACGAUUUCCACCAAAAUUCUCCUCGUAGGUGGACUGCAUAGAAGCAAUACCCAUCUGCGUCAGAUGCUCGACCUGGCACUUACCCUUCGGGAUUAUUUCAACAAUCCACAAUUAUACGACAUUGGGGAUGAACGCAUCUCUAUCAAACUGGACAUUGAAUUUGGUGUUGCACUAGGUCCACUGGUUGCUGGAAUUGUUGGACGCAAAAAGUUUGUUUACGAGAUCUAUGGAGACGUUGUAAAUACAGCUAGCAGAAUGUGCUCUCUUGCACAUGAGCAGGAGAUCAUUGUGACCGAAAAUGUGCAACAGAAAAUAGUUGGGGUUUUCGAAACAGUCUCACUUGGAACUCGCCCUGUCAAAGGAAAAGGAGUCAUACCAAUAUAUUCUGUAACUGGACCGGUUGAAACUGCAGAGCUGUCGGCCUCCCGACGAUACUCUCGAAAGUCCAGUUUUACGCCUAGCGCUUUAGAAGGAUUAGCGUCUCGGUUUGGGUCCGUGGCACGGAUCGAUACCGCAAUUGUGAGUUCCGCCUAUGCAAGAGCACCUUUAUCUUCCGACGUGGAAGACAGCGUAAGCGGGCAACUACCCACAGUUAGCGAAGAGGGAGGAGUUGAAACUCGAUCGGGGUUCGGCUUUCCUAAUUCAACAGGGCAUGCCGGGACAUCCAAGAUACUUUUGGAUAGAUACUUGAGCGUUGGUUCAGCAGGGCUCGCAUUGGGAGGCGGAAUGGACGCUCAUCAUCCAGCCAAGGUAGCUAUGGGGGUAGCAACACUAGGGAGUCCGUUGACAGUGGCGAAAACAGGUCGAACAAACGUUAGCCAUGUGGAGAGAGAAUUUGGUACCCUGACUGCCAAGCCGCAUUCUGAGCCAACCCGUGAAGCGGAACCUCACGAACCAAGUAUUCUCGCAACGAUGCGAGAGGUAGCCAGUCCAAGCAAUGUAAAGCCAGCAGCUGAGGACGAAACGGGUCACAAUCCUGAGGCAAAGGAAGUACUGGUGGAUGUAGUACAGCGAAUGUGCGCCAAAAUUGAUAUAUCAACUGCUACGGGCCUCAGUUACAUGAAUAUUGUUUAUAACGAAUUCGACCCACUUGGAGUACGCUUCAAACAUCCUCUGAUUGAAAAUCGGUUCCGAGGAGACUUCACGGCAGACACACGCGGCCCGUUUGUGAGAGCUGGUUCCAUAGUGCUCUUAUGCGAAAUAUUAUUCUACUUUAUGGGGAUAUAUAACGCCAUUAAAAAUGGCGUUCAGCUAGUUGACACGCCUGAAACCUACUAUCUGAUUCUCGGAUGUGGAGUCGCCAGCGUUGGGCUUCAGCUGCUGGUAACCGGAGUGUCAGUGUUCGCGGUGGCAGAAACGUCGGCACCUUCACGAAGAUUUGUGCCCCGCCAGAUUAUUUUCUGGAUAUACGUCUGCACCAUCUGGAUUACGAUAAUCUGCAUUACUUUGCCUUGGAGUCAGCUUGGACAUUAUGACUUUAUGACUGGUUGCGUCAUACCACACAUUGCAUUCUUUUUCUGCAUGCGAAUUGAGGGGAUGAUAUUCCUUUGGCGAACCAUUGCGGCUUCCCUUGUUGGACCUACUGUCGUGAUCAUGCAGCUAGCUCUUGGCCAAGCCGUGUGGCAGGAAGCUGCAUGUAUGGUCCUCAGUGGAUGUACAUGGGUUGCGAUUUUCUACUUGAUGGAGAAGCGACGGAGGGUGGAUUAUCUCAUCGAUUUGAUAUUGGAUACGCAGGGAGAACUUGUUGCAGACGAAAUCAACAAGAGUGCAGCAGUUCUGCAUAGCAUAUUACCGCAGGCGGUGAUUUUGAAGCUAUUAGAGGAUCCGACAAGUAUUGUCUAUGAGGAGAUGGACAUGGUGACGGUUUUACAUAUGGACAUUGCAGGCUUCACAGCCAUGUCGAGUAAUCUAGAACCCUUGACUAUCGUUAAAAUGCUCAACACACUUUUCACUUACUUUGAUCAUCUCACCGAAGAGUAUGGCGUGGAAAAGAUAACGACUAUAGGAGAUGCGUACGUUGCUUGCUCAUCGCUAACAACAUCGGCAGAGCCCAAAACUGGAGCCCUGUCAAUAUGCUUGGUCGCAUUGCAAAUGCAAGCAUACGUUGAACAGCAGCUAAAUACAAGUGCAAUUGUGAUGCAAAUCAUAAAAAGUCCAUUGAAGAUGCGAAUCGGCAUACAUACAGGUCAAGCCUGCGGUGCGAUUAUGGGUGGACCAAAGAACUUUCGGUAUGAUGUUAUCGGAGAUACCGUGGUAAUCGCUGAAAAGACCCAAGAGCGCUGUCCCGUUGGUGACGUUAGCAUCACUGCUUCUACAUAUGCCUGCGUGAAAGAUUAUCACGGAUUCAGCUUCAUUCCGCAGAAAAGUGAUGGUCUCCCCAGUAGUCAACGCAGCUAUGUGCUGAAAGCAUCUGAUGAACGCAUCGUCAGCACUACGGCCGAUUACGACAACCCACCUACCACACCCACACAAGGGUCUAAAGCAUCGUUCAGCGCAGGAACCUCGCGGCCUUCAAGCGGAGCCCUUGGUAUGGCGCUUCGGACUGGACCAAUAUCUGGGUUGGGGCGAGGGGCUCCUCUACUUGGAAGACCGCCUUCAAGGCAGAGUUUUAGCAUGAGAAAGGGCAGCAUUGUCCCGGAGGAAAUCAAUGGACUGGAGGGUAUGAGAAGCUCUAAUACUGGGUCGUUUGUUAAGAAUUUCUUUGGGAAAACGGAGGAGCAGGACGAAAAUGAGGGUUUAGAUUUGGAAUCUAGAGGAGUAAAGCAGGACUUGGGCCAGUGACGUUGGGAUUUUUUUUUUUUGUAUAGUAUUUAAGAAUGAUACCUCGAUAG